AUGACACGUGUGCACUAUCUGCACAAUCGUCCUCAUCAAGCACGCGGCCGCCCUCUCCGUGUAAUGCCCUUUGGCAAUAAUCCUGUCGAAAAGCUCUCCUCCCGCGCACAGCUCCAUCACCAAAUGCACCGAGUGCUUGUCCUCAUACGCCCCCCUCAGCUCAACUAUGUUGGGCUGGCCCGUGAGGUGGUGCAUGAUCUGCACCUCGCGCCUCACGUCCUCGAUGUCCUCGCGGUUUGCCAGCUUGCGCUUGGCGAUGGUCUUGCACGCGAACCGCUCCCCGCUCUGCUUGUGGGUGCAGAGGUGGGUAACGCCGAACUGGCCCCGGCCCAGCUCCUUGCCCAUGCUGUACGUGGCCCGGACGUCUUCCAUGGGCCGGCCCAAGACGGGCCCAAUAGGGGCGGCCUUGAGCACGAGCUACCCUAA
This is a messenger RNA of Striga asiatica, 426 nucleotides long. The record is from the annotation of a GenBank genome assembly. Lineage: Eukaryota; Viridiplantae; Streptophyta; Magnoliopsida; Lamiales; Orobanchaceae.